CACCAACGGUUCACACAAUUGGCACCUCAUGCAGAUCCCAACCCAUGCUACAUCCCGACUUUUCUGCUAACAAUUUAAAAAAAGACAUUGAAAAAUAUAUCAAUUUGGCAGUGGCACCUUCUACCAAACAAACAUACAGCUCAGGUGAAAAACGCUUUGUUGAAUUCAUCCUUUUAGUUAAACGCACUCAAGUCGAACAGUGUCUCCCGGCAACAGAAUCUAUGCUGACUGAGUUUGUUGUGUACUUGGCUAGAACUAUAAAACAUUCCUCAAUAAAAAAUUACCUAGCAGCUGUUCGACAUUAUCAUAUUCGCCAAGGUUUUAAGUUAAACUUUCAAAAAAUGACACGCCUGCAACUGGUCUUACGUGGUAUAAAGAGAGCUCAAGGUGGCCAAAUUCGAAUACGCUUACCAAUAACUAUUCAUCAUCUGCAGUUGUUCCACCUGUUACUAUCCAUUCCAUCUACCAAAAAUUAUGACUCAUUAAUGUUCUGGGCUGCAAUGACUUUGGCAUUCUUUGGUUUCCUCCGUCUGGGAGAACUAACAUGUAAUUCCAAAUUUAAUACCGAUACCCACUUGACACCAGACAAUAUAUCAUUUAAUUUUAUUCAGGAGACGCAAAAACCCAAAUCGAUGACAAUCUUGAUCAAAGAGUCAAAAACUGACCCCUUUCGGGUGGGUCAAACAAUUACAAUUGGGUCUACUAGCUCACCAUUAUGUCCAGUUUUAGCUAUGAAGCGAUAUCUUACAAGUCGCAAAUCACUCAAUGGCCCCCUUUUCGUUCAUGCUUCAGGAAAGCCAUUGACAAAGCAAGCACUGAUAACUGAGACACGAUCUCUUCUCACUAAGUCUGGCUUAAAUGCUGCUCAUUAUGCUGGUCAUAGCUAUCGGAUUGGUGCUGCAACAACAGCAGCCUCUGCGGAACUGCCAUCCUGGCUAAUCAAAACAUUAGGACGAUGGACAUCCGACUGUUAUGAACGCUAUAUCAAAAUUCCAUUAUCAACUCUAUCUGGGGUAUCAGCCACUUUGACAGAUGUGCUAACCGCUAAGUAA
This is a messenger RNA of Paramuricea clavata, 1052 nucleotides long. NCBI's taxonomy places the organism in Eukaryota, Metazoa, Cnidaria, Anthozoa, Malacalcyonacea, Plexauridae. The record is from the annotation of a GenBank genome assembly.